AUGUCAUAUGUGGCUCAACCCGGCGUGCUGCCGUGGCCCCCAUGCCCCGCGAACUGCUGCCGUCGGGCGCCGCGCUGCCGUGCAAGCGCUGCGCCGCCGGCGGACGCAGCCCCGUUGCCACGCAGGCGCCUCAAAGCAGAGCAGCCACAGCAAAAUGGCGCAGAGCACUACAGCCGCCAGCACCAUGACGGCGCGCGGCGCGGCGCAGGGCUCGGGCGCGGCCGCGGCCGCGGCCGGCCUGGGCCGGGGCAGGAGCAGGAGGGGUGGCGGCAGCAGGAGGGAUCCAGGGGCUACACGCGGCAGAGGCAGCAAGAGCAUUGGGAGGGCGAGGAGCAGGAGGGAGGGGACCGGCAGCAGGGCGACGGCCGGGGUGGCAGCGAACGGUCUGGCUGGCGCCAGGAGCAGCAGCACUCUGGUGACGAUGAGGGCGGCCGCUGGCAGCCGGACGGGCGGCAGCGAGAGCGGCGGCAGUUUGACGGAGGGCGUGCCGGCGGCCGCUUCGAUGGCGGCCGCUUCGACGGCGGCCGCUUUGGCGGCGGCCGCAGCGGUGCGGGACGGGGCCAGCAGCAACGCUGGCAGCAGGGGCGUGACGGCGCGCCCGGCGGCCGCGGGCAGCAGCAGCACCGCGGCCCACUGCGCGGCGCCGACGCCUGGGCGCCGCCCGCGCCGCCGCUGCCCCUGCCGCCGCCCGUCGCGCCGGGCGCGAUGGGCGCCAACUUCCCCUAUUACUACGGCUUCGGCCCGAGCCAGCGGUGGCAGCUGCCGACCGCCCUCUCGGUCACGUGGCUGGGAACUUCAUCGGGAACGCCGACCAAAGACCGCAACAUCAGCUGCACCCUGGUCAGGACAGCCAAGGCCAUCUUCAUGGUCGACUGCGGCGAGGGCUCCCUCGUGCAGCUGCGCAAGACGGGCAUAGAGCCCGCGUUUGUAGAGGCCAUCUUGGUCACUCAUCUGCAUGGAGACCACUGCUUCGGCCUCUCCAGCAUGAUCACGGCAGUGAGCGAGCGCCGCCGGCGCCGCGCGGACGCGGGGCGCCCGACGGGCGGCGUGCGUGUGUACGGGCCGCCGGGCGUGAGCGAGCUGCUGCGGGCGCAGAUGGUGCUGACGGGGCUGCAGCACGAGCUGGCGCUGCCGCUGCACAUCACUGAGUGGGUGGAGGACGAGAGGGACGCCCAUGGCCCCGUGGCUUUGAACGACCAGGGCACGGUGCUGCUGUCUCGCCAGGCGCCCGAGCCCGUCCGCAGCGAGGCGCCGCCUGAGCUGGCGGAGCGGCUGCGCGGCACAGGCAUAGGCCACCUGGUGGCGCAGGGGGUGCAGCGCAGCUAUGUCCAGGAUGACUACAAGGCCCAGCACGGGCUGACGUGGCGCAUCGAGUUCGAAAACAUGACCGUCACCGCCGGCCAGCUGCAGCACCGCCUGCCCUGCUGGGGCUACGCAUUCGACGAGAAGCUGCCGGGCCCGGACGACGCAGCCGGGCGGAAGCUGUACCGGCGGCUGUACCGCAACUACAUCAAGAACAUGGUGAAGGGCAAGGAGGGCAUCCUGGGGGUGACGGCGCCGGAGGCCGGCGCCGCAAAGGCGGAGCAGCCGCCGCCGGACGCCACGGCGGCAGCGGCGAGCCGCGAGGACGACGAGGACAGCGGCGACGACGAGGAAGCUGCCGCCGGCAGCGGCAGCGGCAUCGGCAACGGGGUCGCCGCCAGCAGCGGCGGCGGCGGCGCGCUGCCGCCAGUGCGGCCGCGGAGGGUGGUGAUCCUGGGGGACACGGUCGACUCGUCGGCCCUCGCGCCGGCCUGCGUCGGCGCGGAUCUCCUCAGCCACGAGGCGACGUACUCGCGCGGCAUGGAGCACAAGGCGCUCCGCGCGCAGCACUCCACUGCAUGGAUGGCCGGCCAGUUCGCGCGUGUCGUCGGCGCGCGCGCGCUCGUGCUUACGCACUUCUCGGCGCGCUAUAAGGCGCUGAGCGUGGGCGGCGGCGGCGGCGGCGGCGGCAGUGACGACGAGGAGGAGGGCGGCGGCGCGGAGGGCGGGCGCGCGCGGCGGUCGCACUGGGCACGGGGGGGCGCGGUGGAGGUCGCGGCGGACCAGGGGACGCUGCAGUCGCUGAUUCAUGAGGCGGUCGCGGAGUUUGGCAGCCCGGCGGUGUGCACCGCCAAGGACCUCUUCUCUGUCCACGUCAGCUUCAUGAGCCCCGAAAAUGAGGAGUGA
Messenger RNA from Monoraphidium neglectum, 2208 nucleotides. Its product is annotated as Ribonuclease Z. Gene Ontology annotation, molecular function: 3'-tRNA processing endoribonuclease activity. Bases 1 to 2208 code for a protein of 735 amino acids. The record is from RefSeq and is a predicted model, not a curated record. The transcript has 4 exons. Gene Ontology annotation, cellular component: nucleus. Lineage: Eukaryota; Viridiplantae; Chlorophyta; Chlorophyceae; Sphaeropleales; Selenastraceae.